Stylophora pistillata is the source of this 2239-nucleotide messenger RNA. RefSeq names its product hexosaminidase D. Gene Ontology annotation, molecular function: hexosaminidase activity. Lineage: Eukaryota; Metazoa; Cnidaria; Anthozoa; Scleractinia; Pocilloporidae. Gene Ontology annotation, biological process: carbohydrate metabolic process. The record is from RefSeq and is a predicted model, not a curated record.
CAGUCUAGAGGAUCCAUACAUGAAGUAAGUAAUUUCUUUGAUGUUACUGCUGACUAUAAAGAACACCGGGCCUUGGGGACUUUCGGUGAGUCAGUUAGUUCGGGAUGAAAUCAUCCAUAAACCUUAGUGACUGGAGUGGCGAAGCUCGAUCGUUUAUACAACAAGCGAGCUUUCAUGAAUAUGAUGCGAGUCAACUAUACUAACUUUGGAAUAAUUUUUUCGUUCGUGGUUGUGCUUUUCAUAUUUUACAAACUAACGCAGUCCUCGUCGGAAAGUCGUUCUCAAACUGUGCAUGUAAGGGUGACUCCACUGACCAGCAACAAGCUUCCUUCAGAUUCUUCAAUAGCUUUAAAAUCAUUGAUCAGUGGCUCAAAAAGUGGGUUGUUUGAUGCAAGUCUAAAGCAAGCUCAAGAUACCAUAGAGGCUCUCAAAAAGCAGCUUGCUGAAGUAUCAAGAAAUACAGUCAAACACAAAGACAUGGAACCUGUUAAAAGAAAGUUUAGUGGUCACAAACUUAUUCAUUUGGAUCUGAAAGGUGCACCAAUGAAAAUGACCUUUCUGAUACAGGUGCUACCAUAUUUUAAGAAGUGGGGAGCAACAGGCUUACUGGUUGAAUAUGAAGAUAUGUUUCCCUACAAGGCAAAAUAUGAAGUCCUACAAGCAAGAAACUCUUACAGUGAAGCUGAAAUAAAACAGUUGCUGGAGAAAGCAGCAGCAAAUGAUCUUAUCAUAAUUCCACUGGUGCAGACAUUUGGUCAUCUGGAGUUUGUCCUAAAGCAUAAGGAGUUUGCCCAUCUUCGUGAAACAGAACUCUUUACUAAUUCAUUAUGCCCAAAUAACAAAGACUCUGUUCCAAUGGUGGUAGAUAUCAUUGAUCAAGUGCUAGCCCUUCAUGCUGGUGUGCAGUGGUUUCAUAUUGGAGGAGAUGAAGUGUGGAAUCUCAAGACAUGUCCGGUCUGUCUUAAAGAUGCACGUAAUAAAUCUGAACUGUUUGUGCAUCACAUGAAACCCAUUCUCAAACACUUGCAAAGCAAGAAGGUAACACCAAUUAUGUGGGAUGAUAUGAUGAGACACUGGCCCGUGGGAUACUUGAAAGAGCUUGGUCCUCUUGUUGAGCCAAUGGUGUGGGCCUACAGAUCUGAUCUCACUGACUAUUUUCCUUCUGGUAUGUGGGAGAGAUAUGGUGAAGCUUUUAAGAAGAUUUGGGCUGCUAGUGCCUUCAAAGGGGCCACUCACCCAUGGAGCAACUUUGUCCCAAUUGGAUUUCAUGUGCAAAACAAUUUAUACUGGUUGGAUAUCAUUUCCAAGUUACCAUCCACACUGGAAGUUAAUGGUGUAGCCCUGACGGGCUGGAGCAGAUAUGAUCACUAUGCCACUUUAUGUGAGCUUCUUCCAGCAGCUCUUCCUUCAUUAGCGUUCUGCCUUAAAGCAUUGAAUGAAGGUUAUAUGGACGAGGAACUUAAAAAAGUGACAGCAAAAAAACUGGGGCUUCCUGAAACAUUUGCUCUCAAUGUGGAGAGAUUUAAUAACAAGUUCUAUCCGCCGGAAGGAACUUUUCCAGGUCAUGAAAUAUACACACUUGUUGCCCACCUGGAGAAGGCAGUGUACUUAACGAGAGGUUUUGCAAACAUAGAGCAAGGCUGGUUACUAGAUCGUGAAGUACAAAACAAGUUUCUAAGUUAUUUUCAAGUGGAGAUGGCAUAUAACAGGACUAUGAAAGCGUUACAGAUUCUAACAUCGUUGAAAUCUGAGGUACGAAAAGUUUUGAAUCCAGUGUACGACGACAGUGUGGUAAAAGAAUGGACUAAAGACAAAAUCGAUGAUGGUCUCAAUCAUUUGAACGGCGUUAAACCCAGAUUAGAAGAGUUGAAAAAAAUAGCUGCUGGAGAAGAAGAAAAACAAGAAGAACCCGUGAAGAAAGGGAAAAGCUAAAAAGCAGCACUGCAUUGUACGAGAGUUACAAAAAAUAAUUGGAGUUAAGUCAGUGUGUAGCAUGCAGGAAAAGGAAAAAAGGGCUUCUUGAAAGUGUCCAGUCCCUUUCUUUAUUACCUAUAGAGUGAUAAGUUAAUAAACAACCCACAACGGAUAAGGAGGGUAAGUUUCUAAAGUUGGUGAGGGGGGGAGGGGUGUAACAAAGAUGAUAUAUAUUAGUAUAUAAUAAAACCGUGGAUAGCGUUGAAGGCGCGCUCUGAUUGGCUAGUUAAACUCCGAAUAUCCUUUGCUAUUUACCUCCGAGCAA